UAAGGACGGAUACAAUUGGUGUUCCUAGGGCUUUUUUUUCUUCAGCAAGUGUAGAACUGUAGCAGCGGCCGCCAUGGUUUUGAAGACCGAAUUAUGCCGUUUCAGUGGCCAGAAGAUAUAUCCUGGAAGGGGUAUCAGAUUCAUUAGAUCAGACUCUCAGGUCUUCCUUUUUGCCAAUUCCAAAUGCAAAAGGUACUUCCAUAACAAGUUGAAGCCUUCCAAGCUCACAUGGACAGCCAUGUACAGAAAGCAACACAAGAAGGACAUUGCUCAGGAAGCAGUGAAGAAGAGAAGACGUGCAACCAAGAAGCCAUAUUCAAGAGCCAUUGUGGGGGCGACUUUGGAAGUUAUUCAGAAGAAAAGAAGUGAGAAGCCUGAAGUUCGUGAUGCUGCUAGGGAGGCAGCUCUUCGUGAGAUAAAGGAAAGGAUUAAGAAGACAAAAGAUGAGAAGAAAGCAAAGAAAGCAGAGGUGGUGUCAAAACAAAAGACUCAAAGCAAGGGUGGCAGUGCCCCUAAAGGUGAGGAUGCCAACUUGCCAAGGGGUUGGCAAAAGAAAGAACUAGCUAGGGAAGGUUCUCUAGGGACAUGUCGGACCCUUAAUGAUGGUUCCUGCAUGAAGAUUAGCAACGAGGAAGUCAUGAUGACGCUGAGAAUGAUGAGGGGGCAAUAG
Messenger RNA from Lactuca virosa, 670 nucleotides. Lineage: Eukaryota; Viridiplantae; Streptophyta; Magnoliopsida; Asterales; Asteraceae. The record is from the annotation of a GenBank genome assembly.